UGCCGCAACGCCCAGAAGAGCGAAGCCACGCGAGACCUCAUCCUGGCCACCCACCCCGCCGCUCAGGUCUCUACCGUGGAAGUGGACCUGGGUAACCUGGCUUCCGUCCUGCGUGUCGCCCGUGAGCUCCGCUGCAGGUUUCAGCGCCUGGACUUCGUCUACCUCAAUGCUGGGAUCAUGCCCAACCCACACGUGAACUUCAAGGCACUCUGGCAUGGUCUCCUCACCGGGAGGGUGCUUCACAUGCUGACCACUGCGGAAGGAAUAAUGACCCAGACGGACAGGCUUAACGGAGAUGGACUGCAGGAGGUGUUUGCUACCAACCUCUUCGGACACUUCAUCCUGGUUCGUCAACUUCAGUCUCUACUCUGCGGUAAUGAAAAGCCCUCGCGACUCAUCUGGACCUCUUCCAGCAAUGCCAGGGAGUCUGCCUUCAGCCUUUCUGACUAUCAGCAUGCCAAGGGGCAGGAAUCAUACAGUUCCUCCAAAUAUGCUACUGACCUGACAAGUGUGGUUCUGAACAGGAAAUUUAAUAAGCAGGGUCUGUAUUCCAGUGUUGUUUGUCCUGGUCUCGUUAUGUCUAACAUGACCUACAGAAUUUUACCAGUUUUUCUGUGGAAGCUGCUAAUGCCCAUCAUGUGGUUGAUCCGCUUUUUUGCCAAAACUUACACUCUGACACCAUAUAACGGAGCAGAAGCUCAUGUGUGGCUGUUCAAACAGAAGCCAGAGUACCUGGAUGCGCUUGUCAAAUACCACAGCUGUACUUCUGGACUGGGGAAGAGCUAUGUGGAGCCCAGAAAGAUUGAUGUGGAUGAAGAAACUGCUGAGAAAUUUUACCAAAAGCUGUUGGAGCUGGAGAAGCAGACUCUAGAGAGAUACAGUGAUCUCCUAGAUUAAGUAAAGCCAGUCCCAGGGGGAUAACAGGCUCGUAUCGGUAGAUGGGCUUUCUUCAUUCUGGUGCUGCUUGUGUUGCCUGCUGUUCUGCAGGCA
Messenger RNA from Fulmarus glacialis (Northern fulmar), 990 nucleotides. RefSeq names its product hydroxysteroid (17-beta) dehydrogenase 7 (gene HSD17B7). The record is from RefSeq and is a predicted model, not a curated record. Gene Ontology annotation, cellular component: endoplasmic reticulum membrane. Gene Ontology annotation, molecular function: 3-beta-hydroxysteroid 3-dehydrogenase (NADP+) activity; 5-alpha-androstane-3-beta,17-beta-diol dehydrogenase (NADP+) activity; estradiol 17-beta-dehydrogenase [NAD(P)+] activity. NCBI's taxonomy places the organism in Eukaryota, Metazoa, Chordata, Aves, Procellariiformes, Procellariidae. The annotation marks the transcript as partial. Gene Ontology annotation, biological process: cholesterol biosynthetic process. The transcript is spliced from 8 exons.